AUGUCACCAUCUACAGAGGCCUCGAAACUCCCACACUCAAUCCUCAUCGUCGGCGGCGGCGUCUUCGGCUUAUCAACGGCCUUAGCCCUCUCCCGUCGUCACACAGGUACCAUAACCCUUAUAGAGGCUGCCCCGACUAUUCCAAACCCUCACGGCUCAUCCGUUGACUCCUCGCGCAUUCUACGCGCCGACUACGCUAACCCAGCAUACUCACGUCUUGCCAACUCGGCUCUUACGCAAUGGCGCUCUACACCCUGGGGCCAUGAUGGACGACAUCACCAGAACGGUCUGGUGUUGGUUUCUUCCACCGCUACAGGCCACGAGUACAUGAGACGGAGCUACGAGAACGUCAAGCGGUUGAAUCCCGAUGCAGUGCAGGAGUUGCCGUCUGCAGCAGAUAUACGGCGCGUAGUACCCGGCUACGGCGUCGGAUCACACGUUAACGGCGGCUACGUGAACUGGGAUUCUGCCUGGGGCAAUGCCGAGGCUGGAGUGAGAUAUGCGAAGAAGAAGCUGGAUGAGAUGGGCCGGGUACGUUUCCUCGUCGGGCAAGUUGAGAGACUACUCAUCGAUGAAGCCGAGGGCAGCAAAGUUACUGGCGUCCGGCUAUCAGAUGGUCAAACGCUAUCGGCCGACCUCGUGGUAUUAGCUACCGGCGCAUGGACUGGGAAGUUAAUUGACCUUCGUGGACGGGCAGAAGCCACGGGCCAUUCCCUGGCAUACAUACGCUUAACGGAUGAGGAACAGAGGAAGCUUAACGAUAUACCGACGCUACUUGACUUUUCGACAGGGAUGUUCAUCAUUCCACCACGCAAUAACGAGUUAAAGAUCGGAAGACAUGCGUACGGUUAUCGGAAUCCAACUAUAAUCAACCAUCCAACUGCACCAGGUAAGAUAGAAGUAAGUCUCCCAUCAAAUGAUGCGCCCCUGCCUCUUGAAGGGCAAAAGGCAGCUCGCGCGGCCCUGAGAGGGAUGCUUCCUGCGCUGGGGGAGAGGCCGUUUACAAAGACGCGCAUAUGCUGGUAUACAGAUACACCAGAGGGCGAUUUCAUAAUCUCUUUCCAUCCGGAGAUUAAAUCACUGUUCAUUGCAACGGGUGGCAGCGGACACGGAUAUAAAUUCCUUCCCGUACUGGGCGAAAAGAUCGUGGAUGCCAUGCAGGGCCAACUCGAUGCUGAUCUCGCUGCGCUGUGGAAGUGGGCUGAGAAACCACUUACCCGGGCCGAUGGGAGUGUAGCUACUGUCUGGACGGAAGACGGUAGUCGCUCUGGCGUCAAGGGAAUGGUGUUGGCUGAAGAAUUGGCGAAGGGCGAUGGCAUCAACGUCAGCAGUCGGCUGUAG
Arthroderma uncinatum is the source of this 1341-nucleotide messenger RNA. RefSeq lists its product as uncharacterized. Gene Ontology annotation, molecular function: flavin adenine dinucleotide binding; sarcosine oxidase activity; L-pipecolate oxidase activity. The transcript has 3 exons. NCBI's taxonomy places the organism in Eukaryota, Fungi, Ascomycota, Eurotiomycetes, Onygenales, Arthrodermataceae. The record is from RefSeq and is a predicted model, not a curated record. Bases 1 to 1341 code for a protein of 446 amino acids.